Naegleria lovaniensis is the source of this 795-nucleotide messenger RNA. RefSeq lists its product as uncharacterized. NCBI's taxonomy places the organism in Eukaryota, Heterolobosea, Eutetramitea, Acrasida, Naegleriidae. The transcript has 2 exons. The record is from RefSeq and is a predicted model, not a curated record. Bases 1 to 795 code for a protein of 264 amino acids.
AUGCUUUCGGGUGGAGUGGAUGAAGAAUCCAAACAACACUCCAAUCAAGCUCGCACAGAUCAUUCCGAUGAGUUGAAACAAUUGAAUCAGAGUUCUCUUGAAAGACUCCAAAAUUCUUUGAAAUCUUCUGGAGAAUUGGAAUAUCAUUUCAAGAUCAUCAUCAACAACACGAACGAGAAAGCCCAUACAAUCCAACUGCAACUACUGAAAGGAAGUAUUGUAGAUUUACCCUUCCGAGUGGAUGCUAUCGUGAAUGCUGCCAAUGAAAGCCUCACGGGAGGAGGUGGCAUUGAUCAAUUAAUUCAUUCCAAAGCAGGUCCUGGUCUUGCUAAAGAAUGUAUUGAAAGAUAUUCUGGAAGUCUUUCCGCCGAGUAUCCAACACUGAGGUGUUCCACUGGUCAUGCUGUCAUUACUCACUCUCACCAAUUAUCAACCAACAACGAGCACAAUGGAUGUGAUUAUAUUAUUCAUACAGUAGGUCCCUACCUUGAUGAGCAAGGACAUCCACAACCCAAGCUUUUGAAAAGUUGUUAUGAAAAAUCGUUAGAUUUGAUGAGGCAAUAUGGUCUUAAAUCGAUUGCUUUCCCUUGCAUUUCAACAGGGUUCUAUGGUUAUCCCAUGGAGGAGGCUUGUCAUUUGGCUUUGGAUACUUGUGUACAAUGGUUGAAAGACCACAAGGAGCACAUGCUUGCUUUGGAGCGUAUUGUAUUCGUUGUUUACAAUGACACGGAAUUUGAGAUUUACAAAAUCAUAUUCCAACAAAAAUUCUCUGCCACUGUUCAAAAAAAUUUGUAG